AUGGGAGCUUUCGAUCCUUUCAGGAGAUCGUUUCAUAAAUGUGCUCUUUUACACCGAGCCUUUUUAGAUUAUACUGUUAAAUUUAUUUAUGUUCGGUGGACUUACUUCUCAUUCUUGUUUUUUCUUUUUUGGACCUACGUAAUUUUCAAUUCUUCGCACUAUGUCAUUGCUUACAUGUACACCGUGUAUUUGUUAAGCCUAGUUAUGCGCUUUCUCACUCCCCUUAGCUUCAAAGACCUCUGUACAGCUCAUGAGGGAGCGAACUCUGGUACCAUUCUGCCUCUCUCUGAGCAGGAUGCCGCCAAUUCUUCGAAGAUUACCAAGGUGGGUUUCAGAUCCGCGGAGAAUGUCUACGAGUUUAAGCCCUUUCUUCGUCAGUUGAACGAGUUCACCUUUUGGCUUUGUGCCGUCAGGGUCUCCUAUAUCGCUCUUCUUUGUUUAUUUUCCGAUUUCUUGGACAUUGAUGUUUACUGGCCUUUGCUAGUUUUCUAUUUUAUUUGUCUGUUCACUGUUUCUUUUAACGAGCAGAUUCAGAAUAUGAUUAAGUACAAGUACGUUCCUUUUAACUUCUCUAAACGGAGUUAUGGUUUCAAGAUCGGGAAGUAG
This is a messenger RNA of Theileria orientalis strain Shintoku, 606 nucleotides long. RefSeq lists its product as uncharacterized. Lineage: Eukaryota; Apicomplexa; Aconoidasida; Piroplasmida; Theileriidae. Gene Ontology annotation, cellular component: Golgi membrane. Gene Ontology annotation, biological process: protein retention in ER lumen; retrograde vesicle-mediated transport, Golgi to endoplasmic reticulum. The transcript has 2 exons. The record is from RefSeq and is a predicted model, not a curated record. The coding region runs from base 1 to 606 and encodes 201 amino acids.